Elgaria multicarinata webbii is the source of this 3027-nucleotide messenger RNA. RefSeq names its product collagen type IX alpha 1 chain (gene COL9A1). The coding region runs from base 1 to 2613 and encodes 870 amino acids. Gene Ontology annotation, biological process: extracellular matrix organization. The transcript has 36 exons. Lineage: Eukaryota; Metazoa; Chordata; Lepidosauria; Squamata; Anguidae. The record is from RefSeq and is a predicted model, not a curated record. Gene Ontology annotation, molecular function: extracellular matrix structural constituent conferring tensile strength.
AUGACCUACCAGGCAAGAUACGAUCUGAUUUCUCAGUUCCAACUUGAUAAAGCUGCUUCCAGAGGCAUUAUCCAGCGUGUGGUGGGCUCCACAGCUUUACAAGUGGCUUACAAAUUAGGCACAAAUGUAGACUUCAGGAUUCCAACUAGAUCUUUGUAUCCUAAUGGAUUACCUGACGAGUAUUCCAUUUUGACUACUUUUCGGAUGACUGGAAAUACACUUCAGAAAUACUGGAGCAUUUGGCAGGUUCUGGAUUCUUCUGGAAAAGAACAAGUUGGACUGGCAUUCAAUGGACAAGCCAAGUCUGUUGAAUACUCAUAUAAAGGAAUUGAUGGAAGUCUCCAGACAGCAACAUUUCUGGAUUUGCCAUAUCUAUUUGAUUCCCAGUGGCAUAAGGUUAUGGUUGGAAUAGAAAAGAGCACUGUUACUCUUUAUGUUGACUGCACUAUGAUACAAACUUUAACCAUAAAACCAAGGGGAAAGAUCAGUGCUGAUGGCUUUACCAUGCUGGGAAAACUGAAAACAAAUCCUCAAAUAUCUGUUCCGUUUGAGAUCCAGUGGAUGAUGAUUCAUUGUGACCCUCAACGACCCCAGAGAGAAACUUGCAGUGAACUUACAGCCCGUAGCUCGAUAAGCCAGACAACCAUCAAGAGAGGGCCUGCUGGUCCACAAGGGCCCCCAGGCCCACCAGGCCCACCGGGAGUUCCUGGCAUCGAUGGCAUUGACGGGGACAGAGGUCCUAAUGGGCCCCCAGGCCCUCCGGGUUCAGAUGGUGAACCAGGUAAAGCAGGUGUCCCUGGAUUGCCAGGAAUACCAGGAGCUGAUGGAUUGACAGGCCCUGAUGGAUCACUAGGCCCAGCUGGUCCAAAAGGACAAAAGGGUGAACCUGGGCUGCCUGGAGGCCGUGGACUUCCUGGAAAAGGGAUUCUUGGAUCACCUGGUCCUCCUGGGAUAGCAGGACUUCCUGGAGAAGUGGGCAGAGUUGGGCCACCUGGUGACCCUGGGAAGAGAGGCCCUCCGGGAGUACCAGGACCUCCAGGCCCCAGGGGAACAGUUGGGCUUCGUGAUGGAGAUCCACUGUGUCCCAAUGCUUGUCCACCUGGCCGACCAGGGCACGCUGGGCUAAUGGGCAUGAAGGGUCACAAGGGAGUAUCAGGAGACUCUGGUGAACCAGGAAAACAAGGCCAUAAGGGAGAGGAAGGUGAACAAGGAGGACUAGGUGAUAUCGGAACUCAAGGCCCUCCAGGACCUUCAGGGUUAAGAGGUAUAACCGGCAUAAUGGGACCCAAAGGUGAUAAAGGUGGUCGGGGUCUUGAUGGAGAGCCAGGUCCUCGAGGUCUUCCUGGGGCACCUGGUGAUCAAGGACAACGGGGCUCACUGGGAGAGGCAGGUCCCAAAGGAGAAAGAGGUCCUGAAGGUGACAGAGGAAUUACUGGCCUUCCUGGGCCUAAAGGAGAAAGUGGCUUACCUGGAGUGAAUGGCCGUGAAGGGAUCCCUGCCAUGCCAGGAAAAAAGGGUGAACCAGGCAAACCAGGCCCUCCAGGUGAUAUAGGAGCUCAGGGACUGCCGGGUUUACCUGGCUCUCCUGGACCAAAAGGUGUUGCUGGGCUAAAGGGUAAUGGGGGUCCUCCUGGGAUACCUGGCUUGAUGGGGAAUUCGGGUAAACCUGGAGAUCAAGGGCCACAGGGAGUACAAGGACCCAACGGACCCAGAGGCCCACCAGGUGGCAGAGGUGAGCCAGGUCCUGCAGGCCCUCCAGGUCCACCAGGUAAAAUGGGUGCUGAGGGUGACAUAGGCCUCCCGGGUGUACCUGGGCCUCCAGGAUUCCUUGGUCCAAGAGGUGACAGGGGUUCAGUUGGUGAACCAGGGCCUAAGGGAGAACAAGGAGCUGCCGGUGGAGAGGGAGAGUCUGGACAAAGAGGCGACCUUGGUGACAUGGGUUUGCCAGGCCCUAAAGGAUCUGUUGGGAAUCCAGGUGAACAUGGCUCACGUGGGCCUGAAGGAAGCCGUGGUUUGCCUGGAAUAGAAGGAUUACGGGGACCACCUGGUCCACGUGGUUUGCAAGGUGAACAAGGAUCUCCAGGUCUGCCUGGUAGUGAGGGUCCAGCUGGCAGAGAGCCAACUGAUGCACACAUCAAGCAGGUUUGCAUGAGAGUAAUGCAAGAACAACUGGCUCAGUUGGCUGCCAGCCUUCGGAGGCCGGAAUUUGGUGCUCCAGGCCUCCCCGGCCGUCCUGGGCCACCUGGUUCCCCUGGAUCUCCUGGAGAAAAUGGCUUCCCAGGGCAGCUUGGAUCUCGAGGUCUGCCUGGCCUUAAGGGCCCUCCUGGUGAAAUUGGGCGGAAAGGCCCCAAAGGUGAAACAGGUGAAAAGGGGGAGAGAGGACUCCCAGGCCGAGGCCCCAAAGGCUUACCAGGAACAACAGGACUCCCAGGAGAACCAGGCAAGCCCAGUUAUGGCACGAAUGGGCGAGAUGGUGAUCGAGGCCCACCUGGAAUAGCUGGUCAGCCAGGGGUUCCAGGUCCUCCUGGUCCUCCAGGCCCUUCCGGAUAUUGUGAACCAUCAGCUUGUACUGUGCAAGCCGGACUGAGAGCUGACAAUGUGAAAGGGCCGUGAAAAGUGCAAAAGUCCACGACACGAGUUAUUGGAAACAAUGUACUAUCUGCAUGUACAUCUAACAACGGAGAAAAAAUCGCAGAGGAGAAACAUACUGUAAAAAACACAGAGAAUCCUAUCAAAGGCUUGACAGACUUAAAAUGCACUGGUUGUCCCAUUCUCCAACUUGUAUAAACAGUACACGGCAACCAAAUAUUUUUUAAAAAUGGUGCUUACAAAGUGAUACCAGAUGGCUUUUCCUUGUUAUUGUGGCGAAAGGCAGCUGUGUAAUUCUUUAGAAGACUUCUUCCCAAAUACUAUUCUUAACCCUUUCCCCCUGUUCAUAUUGUGCUGUAUUGCAGCAUCAGAGAGAAUGGCAUAAUUUAGCUGUAUUGUCCAAUACAUUUGUAAAAUAAGUUAUGAAUGUUUACAUGC